AACCAUACACUUGAGAAGUUCCUCGCCGGGGUUUGCCGUACGCCGGUGAUCUCUCCGACGAUACUGCGACGAUGGCGGUAGCGCUGCUCUCCGGUGUCCUCACCGAGAUCCUGAUCCCGGUGGCGGCCGUGAUCGGUAUCGCAUUUGCUUUAUUCCAGUGGGUGCUCGUCUCGAAGGUUAAGCUCUCGCCGGAGCCCCGGAAUCCAGGUCCGGGUUCCGGCGGGGACAAGAACGGGUUUUCUGAUUACCUCAUCGAGGAGGAAGAAGGCCUCAACGAGCAUAGCGUCGUCACUAAGUGCGCUGAAAUCCAGAACGCCAUCUCCGAAGGAGCUACAUCCUUCCUUUUCACUGAAUAUCAAUAUGUUGGAAUUUUCAUGGUUGCUUUUGCAAUCCUCAUUUUCCUCUUUCUUGGCUCUGUGGAGGGCUUCAGCACGAAGAGCCAGCCUUGCACCUAUAGCAGGACAAAGACUUGCAAGCCUGCACUUGCUAAUGCUGUCUUUAGCACUGUUUCCUUCUUGCUUGGGGCGGUAACCUCUGUGGUUUCCGGCUUCCUUGGGAUGAAAAUAGCAACAUAUGCAAAUGCAAGAACAACUCUUGAAGCAAGGAAGGGUGUUGGGAAGGCUUUCAUUGCUGCUUUCCGUUCUGGAGCUGUUAUGGGGUUUCUUUUAGCCGCUAAUGGACUAUUAGUACUUUACAUUUCUAUCAACCUCUUCAAGUUGUAUUACGGGGACGAUUGGGAAGGUCUUUUUGAGGCUAUUACUGGCUAUGGUCUUGGUGGAUCUUCCAUGGCUCUCUUCGGAAGAGUCGGUGGCGGCAUUUAUACUAAAGCUGCAGAUGUUGGAGCUGAUCUUGUCGGUAAGGUGGAAAGGAAUAUCCCAGAGGAUGACCCCAGAAACCCAGCUGUUAUUGCUGACAAUGUUGGUGACAAUGUUGGAGACAUUGCUGGGAUGGGGUCAGAUCUUUUCGGUUCAUAUGCGGAGUCAUCCUGUGCUGCUCUUGUUGUUGCCUCAAUUUCGUCUUUUGGAAUCAACCAUGACCUGACAGCUAUGCUUUACCCUCUGCUCAUCAGCUCUAUGGGCAUUAUAGUUUGUUUGAUCACUACUCUUUUUGCCACCGACUUCUUUGAAAUAAAGCAAGUGAAGGAGAUUGAGCCUGCGUUGAAGAAGCAACUUAUAAUCUCCACUGCUAUCAUGACUGUUGGUAUAGCAAUUGUUAGUUGGCUAGCACUGCCGCCAUCUUUCACAAUCUUCAACUUUGGAGUCCAAAAAGAAGUCAAAAACUGGGAGCUGUUCUUUUGUGUUGCAAUUGGUUUAUGGGCAGGCCUUGUUAUUGGAUUUGUCACUGAGUACUACACAAGCAAUGCAUACAGCCCUGUGCAAGAUGUUGCUGAUUCCUGCAGAACAGGAGCUGCAACAAAUGUUAUUUUCGGGCUUGCUUUAGGUUACAAGUCUGUCAUUAUUCCAAUUUUCGCCAUAGCUAUCAGCAUCUUUGUUAGUUUUAGCCUUGCUGCAAUGUAUGGUAUUGCUGUUGCCGCUCUUGGAAUGCUGAGCACUAUUGCUACUGGGCUUGCCAUUGAUGCAUAUGGCCCCAUUAGUGACAAUGCUGGAGGUAUUGCUGAGAUGGCUGGGAUGAGCCACAGAAUACGUGAACGAACUGAUGCUCUUGAUGCUGCCGGAAACACCACUGCUGCCAUCGGAAAGGGUUUUGCCAUCGGUUCAGCUGCAUUGGUAUCACUAGCACUGUUUGGAGCCUUUGUGAGCAGGGCAGCAAUCUCAGCAGUGGAUGUUCUAACUCCGAAGGUCUUCAUUGGAUUGAUUGUCGGUGCAAUGCUUCCCUACUGGUUCUCCGCCAUGACCAUGAAGAGUGUCGGAAGCGCAGCAUUGAAGAUGGUGGAGGAGGUCCGCAGACAAUUCAACACCAUUCCCGGUCUCAUGGAAGGCACUGCCAAACCCGACUACGCAACCUGCGUCAAGAUCUCAACAGAUGCCUCCAUCAGGGAGAUGAUCCCUCCAGGUGCUCUCGUCAUGCUUACACCUCUCAUUGUUGGUAUCUUCUUCGGAGUUGAAACUCUCUCCGGUGUCCUUGCGGGCUCCCUCGUUUCCGGCGUUCAGAUUGCUAUCUCUGCUUCAAACACUGGUGGUGCAUGGGACAACGCAAAGAAGUACAUCGAGGCGGGAGCUUCCGAGCACGCGAGGACACUCGGACCGAAAGGAUCAGACCCACACAAAGCAGCAGUGAUCGGGGACACCAUCGGAGACCCUCUUAAGGAUACAUCAGGGCCGUCGCUCAACAUUCUCAUCAAACUGAUGGCUGUAGAAUCAUUAGUGUUCGCUCCGUUCUUCGCCGCUCAUGGAGGUCUCCUUUUCAAGAUCUUCUAAAGAUCAAGACGAUGACAUCGAAAACACUGGGCUGACCGGAAUCCUGUCAUACUUGCAUUUGUCCUUUUUCUGCAUCUCAUUACUUCCAUCUUUUCUUUUCAUUUUCUGCAUUGUUUUUGUUAGUUUGAAGUUGCAGUGAUAUUUUAGCUGAGCAGGUACAACAUUGGAACACAAACUAAUUUUUCUUGUGCCAGAUUAGUUCAGGAUGAUGAUGAUGAUGAUGAUGAUGAUCAUCGUUCAAGGUUCGAAGAAUAUAUUAUAUAUAUAUAUAUAUAUGAGCUUCAAUCAUGUAUGCACGUUUCAUAGAAUCGAAAUCUACGGACAUUACUAUUAA
This is a messenger RNA of Dioscorea cayenensis subsp. rotundata (Guinea yam), 2712 nucleotides long. Its product is annotated as pyrophosphate-energized vacuolar membrane proton pump-like. The record is from RefSeq and is a predicted model, not a curated record. Gene Ontology annotation, molecular function: diphosphate hydrolysis-driven proton transmembrane transporter activity; inorganic diphosphate phosphatase activity. Gene Ontology annotation, biological process: proton transmembrane transport. NCBI's taxonomy places the organism in Eukaryota, Viridiplantae, Streptophyta, Magnoliopsida, Dioscoreales, Dioscoreaceae. Gene Ontology annotation, cellular component: membrane.